UGUGACGCCUGGCACUUUUCUCCAUUUUACCUCUGAUAGCGAAAAUAAAAUCGAGUCCAUAAUGCUUAUCUAAAGUUAUGAAGAAAUCGAUUGUAGCUCUACGUUUGGCCCUGUACGGAUGUAAGAACAGACCUUUCUUCUAUCUGGUCGCAUCACAUCGUAAGAAAGCGAGAAACCGUGGCUAUUUUGAGCAGAUUGGCACAUAUGACCCUUUACCGAAUGACAGAAAUGAGAAGUUAAUCAGUUUAAAUGUCGACAGAAUUAAGUAUUGGUUAUCUGUUGGAGCUGAGCCAACACGACCUGUAGCUAUGUUGCUUGGACUGGCUGGUAUAUUGCCUGUUCAUCCACAUAGCAUAGAAAUAGCAAGUCGCAAUAGAGAUGCCAUCGCUAAGGGAGAAGCCACUGCUACAGAUGUGGAGAAAAUGGGAGAAGAAGAAAAAGAAAAGUGAAUCAAGCAGACGAGGACAGCCAUUUCUUAAGAUAUUAAGAAAUAUAAAAUUGAUAUCUCUUGUAUUUAAAAUUUUUGUUGUUACACUAGUAUUAUUCUAGUAUUCAUAGAUAAAUCUGUUGUAAAAUAAUAUACCUUUUAUAUAUAUAUGUACACUUAAAAAAACUUAUUGCAUGCGAUUUAAUCUUUGAUUUUUAUGAUUUUCCAAGCCAAAUUUUUCCGUACAAAUACAAGAGAUCAUAUGGAGAAAGAUGCAUCAUAAAAACUCAUUUUUUUAAAGAAUUGUUGGACUCGAACUUAAAAAAAAGUCACAUAUGCUCACCAAGAGAUAAAUUACAACAAUUAGCAAAGGGGGUAGGGUCAGCAUAUGUUCUAUUGGGCCUUUUAGCCUUUGAUAUGGGCUGUUUUAACCUAUUUUUAAAAUAGAUGUCAAACCCACACAUUAUGCUGUAAGAGGUGACAAAAAGGUGUGUUCACAGGUAUUUCCUAGGUUCUCUAGACUUGCAUUGCAUCCUAAAGCAAAUGUAUCAUAGGUAUAAUAUCAAUGAACAAAUGAUGUUUUGUUAGUUGAAACAAUUUAUUUCUGGUCUUCAACCAGCUUAAGGCACCUGAGAGAAUACCUUGAGGGAUAGGAGACGAGUGUGUGUUUUUUAGCACAAGUACAGUAUUUUCUUAUCACUGGACUACAGAGCUGCAUCAUGGCCAGGCUUUUAAAAAAUCAACUGAAUGUAAGCUGUUUGGGUUCAAAGCAGUGUACAGCGGCGUAGCCAGGAUUUUUAACCGGAGGGGGUGCAAAAGGCCUUUUCAAUUUACUAUAUUUUUGGCUGCUAGAAGGGGGCCUUGGCCACCCCCCUGCCUACGCCCCUGGUGUAGGAACCAAACAUCAUGGCAAAUGCUACUGACAAAAAAAGGGAACACAGCACCACUUCCAGUCUAAGCUGCAAAUAACUAAUGCAAAAAUUUAAUGAAACACCAAUAAACUAUCCUAUCGCCCGUA
This is a messenger RNA of Nematostella vectensis (starlet sea anemone), 1445 nucleotides long. Its product is annotated as probable 28S ribosomal protein S16, mitochondrial. The coding region runs from base 78 to 449 and encodes 123 amino acids. Gene Ontology annotation, biological process: mitochondrial translation. The record is from RefSeq and is a predicted model, not a curated record. Gene Ontology annotation, cellular component: mitochondrial small ribosomal subunit; ribosome. Gene Ontology annotation, molecular function: structural constituent of ribosome. The transcript is spliced from 4 exons. NCBI's taxonomy places the organism in Eukaryota, Metazoa, Cnidaria, Anthozoa, Actiniaria, Edwardsiidae.